AUGAUUGUCCUAACAAUUUUAGCCGCGUUAUUUUUACCUUAUUUAAUUAUUUAUUUGUAUAAAAAUGCGUAUAACAAGCCGAAGAAUUUUCCACCAGGCCCACCGAGUCUGCCAGUAUACGGUGCCUUCUGGAUAGUUCUGGCCCAUGGGUUCACUGACCUCGCAACAGCUUUUAAGAAGCUGGGAGAGAAAUACAAAACGAAGAUCAUAGGUCUCUAUAUGGGACCUGUUCCAACCAUAGUGCUGAAUGACCCUGAGCUGAUCAAGGAAAUGCUGAACCGGGAGGAGUUCGACGGACGGAUGGACAUCAUUAUAUUUAGAUUGCGGUCAUUUUGGAAGAAACUGGGUAUAUUCUUCACGGACGGAUACUUCUGGCAUCAGCAAAGAAGAUUUUCACUCCGUUAUUUGAGAGACUAUGGGUUUGGAAGGCGGUGUGAAGACCUGGAGUCAGUAGUCGCGACUGAAGUCAAGGAGAUGAUAGACCUGAGGAUUGGUGGACCGAAGUAUCCUGCUGAAAUGGAUAUCGUCAAGGGUGACCUAGUCUACAUGCCAUACUUCUUUGCAAUACCGUUCCUCAAUGGUAUGCUCCAAGUAUUCUCUCGCAGCACUCUGCCAAGGUCGGAGUAUAAAGCACUUUGGGCUCUUACCCGUGGUACCGUCUUGUUCCAAAGGAGCUCGACUGAUAUGGGAGGUGCCCUCUCCUUGACUCCUUGGCUGAAAGACAUUCUGCCAAACUACAGUGGAUACAACGAUCUGGUGAAAGGAAAUCAAUACCUGUUGAAUUUCUUCAAGAAAUUAAUAAACGAAGCUAUGGAAACCCAUGACGAGACUUACGACCGUCACUUCUUAGACAUGUACAUCACGAAAAUGAAAGAAGAAAUGCGGGAGAAAGACAAGACUACAUACUCAGUGGACCAGCUAAUCCUAACGUGCACAGACUACACAUUCCCCGCGGCGUCAGCUGUGCAGUUCGUGCUGACGAUCCUUGUGGAGCGUCUGCUGCUGCAGCCUGAGAUCCAGGACAAGAUCCAUGAGGAAAUAGACCGCGUGGUCGGCAGAGACCGUCUCCCGAACUUGGAUGACAGAAGAAAUAUGCCAUAUUUGGAGGCUUGCAUCCGAGAGACUAUGCGGUACGACACCACAGUACCUCUGUCGGUGCCUCAUCGAGCAAUGAAGGAUACCACCUUAGCAGGAUACGAUGUGCCAGAGGGUACGAUGGUGAGCGCCAACCUGACGAUGCUACACAUGGACAAGGAUAUUUGGGGUGACCCCGAAAACUUCCGUCCCGAAAGAUUCCUCAAGAACGGAGAGCUUGACCUCGCCAGCGACAAGUCAUUGCCAUUUGGAGCAGGCAGAAGAUUGUGUGCUGGUGAGACGUAUGCUAGACAGUCCAUGUUCCAAGUAUUUGCUGGCUUCAUGCAGACUUUCCAUGUAUCCACCGCUGACGGCAAACCGCUGCUGAAGCCUUCUAAAAGGAUCCAAGGCAUCAUCACCACCAUUCCUGAGUUCUGGGUUAAAGUUACUGUCCGAGAAUGA
This is a messenger RNA of Spodoptera littoralis (African cotton leafworm), 1536 nucleotides long. NCBI's taxonomy places the organism in Eukaryota, Metazoa, Arthropoda, Insecta, Lepidoptera, Noctuidae. The record is from the annotation of a GenBank genome assembly.